AUGUCUUACCUAUCUUACUCACUGGCGGCAGCCUCCUUGCUCGUAACUUUCAUUGUCACCAUUCUUAAUGGUAUCUGCUAUGCAACCUCGAAAGCCUCCCCCGAUGUGGCCUCGACUAUCCUAAGUGCAGUGAGCUGCAUGGCUUUGAUUGCCCUCGGUCUGCUGCACCACCAAAACAUCCAAACCGGCCGCCGACAAUAUAUCUGUUUUGCCGGCGGAUAUCUACUCAUUGCUGCUGCUGCAUCUGCCGGAGCAAUGGCAAUGAGUCCUCAAGCCUCAGUCUUUGUGGUUCGAUCUGUUUUCUGUGCACUAUCAGUGUUCGCACAAGGCUUGUACUGUGGAUUCCUCGCGAUGACACUAGCCCAGGAGAAAUCCAAUCUUGAAUGGCCGCGUGCCUACUCCCAAGAGUUCAACUCCCAAGAGCUCAAGGAUAUCCCGCAAAGCCCUAAUUUCCUCCCGUCUCCCCCUCGAGUAUGCGACUUGUCUGAGCUAUUCGAACCCAAAAGAUCCUCACUUCGCAAAUUCCCUCGGCGGUCCAGCCGCUAUUCAGACGCAACACUCUGUCCUUCAAGCACAAAGGAAGAAAAGCACGCCUCUAUCGACACAAAUUCCUCAACCCACAGCUCACCAAGCCCAUCCCCAACACGGGACACAAUGCCAGACACCCUCCCAGACCGGGACACUCGCCCCCUCCUCCGAGGCCCCCACAGCAUCCGCAGCAUGCCCAGCCUACGCCGCAAUCCACCAACCGCACUCUCCUUAGACAGUUUAGUACACCCACCAAUGCCCUCGCCAACAGCGUCAACAAUCCGGGUCGACUCCCCAACACAGUCCAGCUCAAACAGCUCAACGUGGGAAUACAACCCAUUCGGCGAGAAUAACAUCCACCCUCUCUUCCGCUCAACAAGCCCCUGCCCAUCUCCAACCUUUGCCCCAGGGACAAUGGUCAAAGCCUCGCCGAGCGCGGGACAGACCAUCACGGUGGGGACGAUCACGCGCAUGAGAUCUGCCCGUUCUCUCCGCGAGCAGGCCAUGCGUACGCCCUCCCCGUUGCCUGGGUCGGAGUCAGAUGAGGCCUUCCGCCCGAGGCCGAAUCCGACUCGUGGCUUUGCGCACUCGCAUUCUGAGAAGAGAUAUGACUUGAACGAAUCCCCUUAUGAAAAGUGA
Molecule: messenger RNA, 1167 nt
Organism: Penicillium samsonianum
Lineage: Eukaryota; Fungi; Ascomycota; Eurotiomycetes; Eurotiales; Aspergillaceae
Exons: 1
Coding region: 1-1167 (388 amino acids)
Source: RefSeq, a predicted model, not a curated record